GCCCCAGCGGGAAGCUCUGGGAAUUCUGGGGACGCGUCGGGCGGGCCUGGGGACCCGUAAGGAGAGGGGAUGUGGGGUGCAAAUGAUGGCCCUGGGGCGAGGCGAGGCUGACAGUUGCAGGACUGAUAGAGAACCCCGACUUGGAGGCCGGAGACCUGAGUUCUGGCCCGCGCUCGGCCGAGGACGUGAGGCAAGUCGCUUUGCUCAGUUUUCCUUGCCAGGCAGACAGGACAUAUCCGUCCGGAACCCAUCACAGCCUGGCUGGCUGGCCGGCUGGCUGGCCGGCUGGCUGGCUGGAGGUCUCUCUUGAGAUCUGCGCAUCGCAGCCGGCGAGCGCCUGGCCCGGUAGCUCAACAGUUUUGGCCGCGGCGCCCCCAGGAAUGGCGUUGCUGCGGGGGGGGGCUGCUGGCGCCCCCGGCCUCUGGUUGGUCCUCGUGGCCCCUCCCCCCAGGGGGCUGUGUGGGGACCCGAGUGGAGGGCGUCCGGCGACAAGCCUGAUGCAAGGAUCAGAGAACUAUCGUGCGCAUUUGUGUGCGCAUUUGUAUUUGCGGUAUGGACCCCGGUGCUGAACUAAGGACCUGUUCAGAGAGUUUAAGCUCCAGCAAGCAGUUGGAAAGUCAUGCCCGUAAUGAAGCCCCUUGACUAAAGUGGAGGCACCAGAAACACUUCAUUUAAAAAGGAUUCAUCUUGCCCGGCCAGGGCCUAGGCUUCAAGGACCCCAGGGACUUCUUUCAGUACUCCAGAAACCUCCUACACCCUGGUGAUGGCACAGAGGGACUGUUUUCUUGCUCUAAAUCUGAAUGACUGCCAAGAAGGAAGGCAAAGGUAGAGCAGUUGGAUAUCUGGCUCUUCCCAUAGCUUCUGAUUUCAGACAUUAUUGAAUUCCUUUCUGAGCCCCAGGACAAAGCUCACUUGAACAAGGGGUUUUGAGUCAUGAAUGAAAAAUCCUGCUCUUUCCACAAUGAAAACGAAUUAAGAGAUGGACAGGUUGCAAGUGUGCCUGCUGGGAACUCUCCACCAUAUGACAAGGACAACAGUGCUCUUCUGGCUUUCAGAGGAAUUCCUAUCUCGGAGUUGAAGAACCACAGCAUCCUCCAGGCCCUGACAUCAGAAGCUAAUGGAUGGGCGCCAGGUGUUGUGAGCCCAGAGGUGCUCAGGGCCCAGGAAGAAUGGGAAGCCGUGGACAGCAUCCAGCCGGAGACAGGGAGCCGGACCAGCUCAGACCAGCCUGGGCAGCUGAUCUCCUUCAGUGAGGCCCUGCAGCAUUUCCAGACUGUCGACCUCUCCCCCUUCAAGAAAAGAAUCCAGCCAACAAUUCGAAGGACUGGGCUUGCUGCCCUCCGGCACUGCCUCUUCGGGCCUCCAAAGCUCCACCAGGGCCUCCGUGAAGAAAGGGACCUGGUCCUGACAAUCGCUCAGUGUGGCCUGGAUAACCAAGACCCAGUGCAUGGCCGAGUCCUCCAGACCAUCUACAGGAAGCUGACCGGCUCCAAGUUUGACUGUGCCCUCCACGGAGACCACUGGGAAGAUCUGGGCUUUCAGGGAGCAAAUCCAGCCACAGACCUGAGAGGAGCCGGCUUCCUUGCCCUCCUGCAUCUGCUGUACCUGGUGAUGGACUCGAAGACGUUGCUGAUGGCCCAGGAGAUUUUCCGCCUGUCUCAUCACCAUAUCCAGCAAUUCCCCUUCUGUUUGAUGUCCGUGAAUAUCACCCGCAUUGCGAUCCAGGCCUUAAGAGAGGAGUGUCUCUCCAGGGAGUGUAACCGGCAGCAGAAGGUGGUCCCAGUGGUGAACAGCUUCUAUGCCGCCACUUUCCUCCACCUCGCUCACGUCUGGAAGACGCAGCAGAAGACGAUCGCAGACUCAGGCUUUGUCCUCAAGGACUUGGAAGUGCUGGCCAAGAAGAGCCCACGGCGGCUGCUCAAGACCCUGGAGAUCUACUUGGCCAAAGUAUCAAAGGGUCAGACCUCCUUGCUGGGAGCACAGAAGUGUGGUGGGGCACCAGCCCCUCACUCCAAGGACCUCACUUUCACAGGCGUGUGUGACCUGCCACCACACUCAUCCGAAGGCACGUGGGUGGUGUGACCACCGGAGACUGACAGAAAGACUUGAAAGCUGGGCCGCAGGGGCUUUCAGAGGGUGCAUGGCAAACCAUUCAGGGGCACCAUGGCUGGGCCAGGCCCCUCCCCAUCUCAGCUGAAGGGAUGCAGGAAGCUCCCGGGCCUGGUCAGGGGAGCCAAGGACCCUCAUCCUCGUGAGACAUGGCGGACAGCUAGACUUGGUCCUCUCCCCACAGAGCUGCACCCAGAGCGAG
Molossus molossus (Pallas's mastiff bat) is the source of this 2311-nucleotide messenger RNA. RefSeq names its product ELMO domain containing 3 (gene ELMOD3). NCBI's taxonomy places the organism in Eukaryota, Metazoa, Chordata, Mammalia, Chiroptera, Molossidae. Bases 934 to 2082 code for a protein of 382 amino acids. The record is from RefSeq and is a predicted model, not a curated record. The transcript is spliced from 12 exons.